AUGUCGGAAGAACGAGUCAAAGAUAUGGUGCUGCUCAGUUGGAGUGGACAGCCUAGAGUGAGUGUGGAGAGUGGACAGCCUCGAGUGAGUGUGGAGAGUGGACAGCCUCGAGUGAGUGGGGAGAGUGGACAGCCUCGAGUGAGUGUGGAGAGUGGACAGCCUCGACUGAGUGUGGAGAGUGGACAGCCUCGAGUGAGUGUGGAGAGUGGACAGCCUCAGAUGAGUGUGGAGAGUGGACAGCCUCGAGUAAGUGUGGAGAGUGGACAGCCUCGACUGAGUGUGGAGAGUGGACAGCCUCGAGUAAGUGUGGAGAGUGGACAGCCUCGACUGAGUGUGGAGAGUGGACAGCCUCGAGUGAGUGGGGAGAGUGGACAGCCUCGAGUGAGUGGGGAGAGUGGACAGCCUCGAGUGAGUGUGGAGAGUGGACAGCCUCGAGUGAGUGUGGAGAGUGGACAGCCUCGACUGAGUGUGGAGAGUGGACAGCCUCGAGUGAGUGUGGAGAGUGGACAGCCUCGAGUGAGUGGGGAGAGUGGACAGCCUCGAGUGAGUGUGGAGAGUGGACAGCCUCGAGUAAAUGUGUGGAGAGUGGACAGCCUCGAGUGA
Messenger RNA from Geodia barretti, 603 nucleotides. The record is from the annotation of a GenBank genome assembly. Lineage: Eukaryota; Metazoa; Porifera; Demospongiae; Tetractinellida; Geodiidae.